Messenger RNA from Aspergillus glaucus CBS 516.65, 3797 nucleotides. It is a transcript of the gene aof2, whose product is annotated as putative lysine-specific histone demethylase Aof2. The record is from RefSeq and is a predicted model, not a curated record. Lineage: Eukaryota; Fungi; Ascomycota; Eurotiomycetes; Eurotiales; Aspergillaceae. Gene Ontology annotation, molecular function: oxidoreductase activity; protein binding. The transcript has 3 exons. The coding region runs from base 385 to 3567 and encodes 1060 amino acids.
AGCACUCAUCCACCGCUAUAUUCUACUUUGCAGCGAUUUAUCUCUGUUGAGCUGGUCAGCAAAGGGUGAAGGAGUAUCAAUUUGUUCCGCAUACAUCUACAAGGAACUACCAUUCUUUCCGGCCCCGUCUAUUCAUCUAUUCAUACAAUCAGUCUACCUCUACUAUACCCCCAUUGUGCAAGUGGACCCACCAUGGACGGAAGACUCGAAUUCUGAUACUGGCCCAUACUCCCGGCAUGGACACGCAUAUCUGACGUCUGUCGUUGCUAUCCGUUCAUUUAUAUGGUCAACUACGAUACUGCUGCUUCCUGAGGCAGACUGAUACAUAGCUAUACUUACUGGCUGCAUACGGCCACGUUGAGGGCUGCCCCUUCCACAGCCAGCAUGGAGACGACGGCUUCUGUUGAGACCCAGGACUUGAACGGGCACUUGUCUGAGACUCUACGGAUCAAACAAUACAUGCCAAACAUGCCAACUACGGAGACUCUGCCACAGGGCUCGAAUGGCUACUCAUCCGAAACGUUGCAGAUCAAGCAAUACAUGCCACCUACACGGACCCAACCAAAUGGCAACGCACAAUCACCGCAGCUACCUUCACAUCAGUCGUUGUCUCAACCCCCUGCUAAACGUCCGCGGAGUGCACGCCAGAACGGUGACACACAGGGCCACACUGGGAUGGAACAUUCGGAUUCUCAGGAGGGUUCGUUUAUCAAAUUCAGGAUACCCAGAAGCGCCACGGACAGUGGACUGGACGAUGGAUCACAGAGCACUGAAUGGAUUUUCCGUGAUCUCGAGACGGAUACGAACACUAGCACACCUAAUGAAUCUAUGACAUCUGCCUCGUUAUUGACCACCAAUCAGAAAAAAUCUGCUUCGCCUUUGAAUCCUAUCCAUUCAUUUCCCGCUACCUCGUCCUUCGGGUCCCCAUCCUAUGUGACUGACAGCAAGACCGAUCACGCCAGGUUUCGACCGAAAUCGUCCAUCCCAUCGGGACUGUCUGCUGCAGCGUAUGGGCUGCAGUGUGUUGCGGCAGCGUAUGCAUCUCGUCUGAACCCUUAUGCUUUGCACUCUCAAGAGCAGGAGGCUUUACAAGACCAUCUGUGUCACCUGCAUGUGACGGUGUACCUGAACAUACGCAACGGGAUUCUUCGACUCUGGACUAGGAACCCGCUAGUCAGCGUUUCCAAGGACGAGGCUCUCGGAUGCGCCAAGGACUACCGUUGGAUGAAUCUCGCUUUGUUUGCGUAUGAAUGGCUCCUUCGGAAUGGCUAUAUCAACUUUGGAUGUGUCGAGAUUCCCCUGCCUCCAGCUCCUGCCGUUCCCGCCAAAUCAGGAUGGAGAAAGGACGGCCCUGUGAUCGUGGUAAUCGGUGCUGGUAUGGCAGGACUAGGUUGCGCGAGGCACCUAGAAGGCCUUUUCAACCAAUAUCACGACACCAUAUCCAGUGAGCCACGCGUAGUGGUCUUGGAAGGACGACGUAGGAUUGGUGGCCGGAUCUAUUCCCAUCCUCUGCAAAGCCUCAAGGCCUCAAGCCUGCCGCCUGGACAUGUCCCCAAGGCUGAGAUGGGCGCACAUAUCAUCGUGGGAUUUGACCAUGGCAAUCCGAUGGAUCCUAUUAUUCGCGGUCAACUGGCUCUUUCGUACCACUUACUACGCGAUCUUUCGACACUCUACGACAUUGAUGGGACACCGACCGAUGAAGUACAGGAUGCUAUGGUCGAGAGUCUCUACAACAACGUGUUCGAUCGUUCUGGGCUCUAUCGUCACAAAUCCGUAAUCCCGCGGACUGCUGAGGGCGAUCGAGAACUGAUCGAUUCAGGUCGUGAUCUGACCGUAAGCGAUGGUCUAACGGUACGACAGUACGAGGAAGCCAGGGCUGCAGGUACUGUCGGGUUAUUGAAACCGAAUAAACGGGUCCGUCGGGGCGUGGGUCACAAGACGGCAGAUAUCAAGGCCAAGGUUGCUUCCGUCGCGGACCUCGGUCCUGCAGAAGAACAAUCUGCUGCUCUGACCUGUCAAACUAUGGGGUGGAAGCUGAACCCCGAGAUUUCUGUGAACACGACGCUAGAUUUGGAUCCUGUUGCAAAGGCUUCAGACCAGCAAACGCUGGGUGCUGUACUGGACGAAGGUGUCAGGCAGUAUCAGCGCAUGAUUCCGCUUACGCCUAAGGAUAUGAGAUUAUACAAUUGGCAUUUUGCGAAUCUAGAGUAUGCAAACGCUGCGAACGCGGGUCAGCUCAGUCUCUCCGGUUGGGAUCAGGAUGUGGGGAACGAGUUCGAUGGUGAACAUUCUCAAGUGAUCGGUGGUUAUCAGCAGGUGCCGUAUGGGUUGUUUUCUUUGCCGUACAAGCUUGACAUCCGCCCAAACAAGAUUGUCUCUAGAAUUCACUAUGAUAUAACCGGGGCCCGUCAAGGGAAAACCGUGGUCCAGUGCGAAGACGGCGAAGUUAUCCAAGCAGACAGGGUAGUGUUUACCGGUUCUUUGGGGGUUCUGAAAAGCGAGGAUAUAGAAUUCUCCCCUCCACUCCCCGACUGGAAGCUUGGGGCGAUUGAACGGCUUGGAUUUGGCCUUUUGAACAAGGUGAUCCUGGUAUUUGAUAGACCAUUCUGGGAUACAGAACGGGACAUGUUUGGACUUCUACGCGAGCCUACGAACCCUGACAGCUUAGAGCAUGAGGAUUACGCGGCCAAUCGAGGACGGUUUUACUUGUUCUGGAACUGUCUGAAGACGACUGGUCUACCGGUUCUUAUUGGUCUGAUGUCCGGAGAUGCCGCACACCAGGCGGAGCGUAUCCCGGACGCAGAGAUCGUUACCGAAGUUACCAGCCAGCUUCGCAACGUCUUCAAGCAUGUAGCGGUUCCCGACCCGUUGGAAACUAUUGUCACGCGAUGGGGUACAGACAAGUUUACCAGAGGCAGUUACUCGUUUGUACCACCCGAGUCACUUCCGGGAGACUAUGACUUGAUGGCAACGCCGGUUGGGAAUCUACAUUUUGCGGGAGAAGCUACCUGCGGCACGCAUCCUGCUACCGUUCAUGGAGCGUACCUCUCAGGAUUGCGCGCCGCAUCCGAAGUCAUCAACGCCAUCACUGGCCCAAUCGAGAUCCCCCAACCACUCGUCCCAGAAAAGGGCAGCAUCAGCAGCACACCCGUCACAGCAGGCCAGAAGCGGAAGGAACCCGCAGCGCCAACGCCAUUCUCCUCGACAGACCAACAACCACCCGCCCGAACCAACAACUCCUUUAUCCCCGCUGAAAAAGCCCUCCGCGACGCCUACAACACAGCCAUGUGGGACGCCAUCUACACCGAAAUCGGCCACCCACAGCCUCGUCCCGCAAAAACAGGCCUAAACCCCUUCCUCUUCUACCAGAAGGACUACUGGCUGCAAGCGCGUGAACAGGCCGACGAGCAGAAACGUGCCACGUCCAAGAACCCCAAUGCGAAAGCCGCGCGUGAUGAAGUCCGUCAGGUUCUGGGGCUCAUGUGGAGACAGGCGGCGGAGGAGAUUCGACGACCAUAUCUUGAGCAGGUGGAGACUAAUAGGCGGAUGAAUGAGGAGAUCGUAUGAGGUUAAGGAUCAGUGGUGUAAGGAGAAUCCGUUUGAGAGCUGGCAACCUGAGUCUUCUACGGCCAAUGGCGCUGAUGCUUCGGUUUCGAAUGCGUCCAUUAAUCCGGCUUGAUACCUGUGUUAAUUUCUAUUUCUAUUCUUAUGACGUUUAAGACAGCUACUACAGUGCAGUGCAGAGAAUAAUUUUGUAAUCCCAAGAGUUACAAUUCUAUAUCUAUCGACUGAAGUAG